AUGGACCAGGGUGGGAAAUAUCCUUCGUGGUUUUCGGCCUCCGACAGGAAGCUGUUGGCGAAGGUUGACAACGGGAACAUCCAGCCCAACGCGACGGUGGCCAAGGAUGGGAGCGGACAGUUCAGCACGAUCGCGGCGGCACUUGCGGCUUACCCCAAGGGGAACCAAGGGAGGUACGUGAUCUACGUGAAGGCCGGGGUGUAUGACGGGUACAUCACGGUGGACAAGCACCAAGUGAAUGUGUUCAUGUACGGAGACGGAUCGAGGAAGACCCUUGUGACCGGUCACAAGAACAAUCGUGCUGGCUAUUCCACAUGGCAAAGCGCCACCUUUUCUGCCAUUGGAACCGGAUUCCUUUGCAAGAAGACGGGAUUCCAGAACACGGCGGGCUACGAGGGCGGGCAGGCUGUGGGGCUGUGCGUCCAGUCCGACAUGUCCGCCUUCUUCAGCUGCCGCAUGGACGGGUACCAAGACACCCUCUAUGUCCAGGUCCACCGCCAGUUCUACCGCAACUGCGUCAUCUCCGGCACCGUCGACUUCAUCUUCGGCGACUCGUCAACCGUCAUCCAGAACUCCCUCAUCAUCGCCUGCAAGCCCGGCCCCGGCCAGGCCAACACCAUCACCGCCCACGGCCGUGACGUACGGUUCGAGACCUCGGGGCUCGUCAUCCACAACUGCAGGAUCGUCCCUGAGAAGAAGCUCUUCCCCGAGCGGUUCGCCAUCAAGACGUACCUCGGCCGCCCCUGGAGGCCGUAUGCCCAGACCGUGUUCAUGGAGUCGACCCUCGGUGACUUCAUCCAGCCAGCUGGGUACCAAUCGUGGGGCCACGACGACACGUGCAACUACUUCGAGUACGGCAACUGCGGGCUCGGGGCCCGGACCGACGGCAGGGUCAAGUGGAAGAAUGUCAGGGUCAUCAGCAGGAAGGAGGCUCUGGCUUUCACCGCCGGUCCGUUCCUUUCGGGAGAUCUGUGGUUGAACGCCACUGGCUUCCCUUUCUUGCUCGGGUUGAGGCACUAG
Messenger RNA from Syzygium oleosum, 1020 nucleotides. Its product is annotated as probable pectinesterase/pectinesterase inhibitor 13. NCBI's taxonomy places the organism in Eukaryota, Viridiplantae, Streptophyta, Magnoliopsida, Myrtales, Myrtaceae. The transcript is spliced from 2 exons. Bases 1 to 1020 code for a protein of 339 amino acids. Gene Ontology annotation, molecular function: pectinesterase activity; pectinesterase inhibitor activity. The record is from RefSeq and is a predicted model, not a curated record. Gene Ontology annotation, biological process: cell wall modification.